Messenger RNA from Venturia canescens, 1932 nucleotides. RefSeq names its product roswell (gene rswl). The transcript is spliced from 3 exons. Gene Ontology annotation, biological process: positive regulation of mitochondrial translation; mitochondrial tRNA 5'-end processing. The record is from RefSeq and is a predicted model, not a curated record. Bases 419 to 1876 code for a protein of 485 amino acids. Gene Ontology annotation, cellular component: mitochondrion; nucleus; nucleoplasm. NCBI's taxonomy places the organism in Eukaryota, Metazoa, Arthropoda, Insecta, Hymenoptera, Ichneumonidae. Gene Ontology annotation, molecular function: tRNA binding.
AUCUAAAUUGUAUGCAAUAUCUUUUGUUUGCUCGUGUUUAAUUGUUUUGGCAACACUUGUAGAGUGAGGUUUGGUUUGGUACGAUAAUUGACUGCUGGAAGCGCCAGACACCGGCGAACUUUAAAUGCAAUAUGGCGACAGACGUUACCACAUGCUCACAUGUUUGUUCGAACAGUGUGCUGAUAAUUUGGACGUGCAUUCGAAACAUUUUUUUUAUAAAACUAUAUUAAUGAUUCAUUUAUAAAGUCAUGGAGUAAUAAAUUUGGUUAUUUAUUCGUUGACUUGUAAUGGUUUGGUUGGAAGAUAAUUUCGUUGAAGAGACAAAUCUCGCAAUUUUGAUCACGAAGAACAUAACCUGCAAUAUUCAUAAUAAUUUUUUGUUUUGUACUCUUGAAGUGGAACUUGACGAGAAUUAAUAAUGUAUACUCGGGUCAGUCGCACUUUUUUAAUUGUCGGUCGACAAUGGACGAAACAAAUGUGUCAGAAUACGAAAAGCAGUGUUUCCGACAUAAUCUUUUGCUCUCCGAAUAUCAACUCGAGUAGCGCGGUGACAAAUGUGUUUACAAGACGUGAUUUUUGUGACAACAAAUCGACAGGAACAGAAUUUGAUGUGCCGACAUUGAUGAUGCCGGACGAAGAAGCAGAAAAAUGGUUAGAAGAAUUUCUCAAGGUGCCGGAAAAUGAACGUAUACGAAAAAUCGUUGAACUUGAAAUUGAAGUCUUGCGACAAAGUGGCGAAAAAGUUCCAGAUACGUUGAAACCGAGACACUGGUGCGAGAUGCUAAAACUUCAAAAUCGCCAUAGGAGAAAAAAAUACUUGGCAUUCACAUUUGGGCUUGAAAAAAAGAAAGAGAACGAGAGGAAAGCAAAAAUUUUAAAGCAACAAAUGAGAGAAGAGAACGGUCGGCCAGACCAUGAUUACAUAUUGGGUAGCAAUUCAAUGUUUCUGCGGUUUUAUGAAUCCUCCAUGAAUCGCUUGUGGCACAGCCGAGUAAUAAGUUCAAUGAUACAUGGACAGCCACUUGUAUUAGACUGCAGUUAUGACAGUUACAUGACAAGUAGAGAAAUGCGUUAUUGCGCCAAGCAACUGAAACUUUGUAUGGCUGAGAAUCGAAUCCACCAGGAUCCAUUCAAUAUCUAUUUGUGUAAUGUGGACAUGACUAGUGAAACGACAAAAGCUCUGCAUCGAUUUAUUCCUCCCCUCUUUGAUGAAGACUAUCCUCUCAAUAUCACACCUCAAUCUUAUCUCGAUAUAUUUGACAAAGAUCGCUUGGUGUAUCUCACGCCGCACUGUCGUGAAGAAUUAAUCGACUAUGACCAUGAGGCGGUUUAUAUCAUUGGUGCUUUCAUUGAUAAGUCUUCGAACGAGCCGGUGUCAUUAGCCAAAGCUAAGAAAUUGGGCAUAAAAACGCUGAAAUUGCCUCUGGACAAAUAUUUGCAAUGGGGGGCAAAUACAGGAAAAAAUUUGACAUUAAACGCGGUUACCAAUAUUCUUCUCGACAUUAAGUUUACGGGAAAUUGGGAGAAAGCUCUGAAUCAUGUGCCGCGAAGAAAACUGGCUGGGCACUACCAAGCAUUAGAAGAGCGAAAGUUGAAAAAACGUAUAGGCUUGUUAGAUUCAUCUGCCGAUCAAGAUGCGGACAAGGAUUUUGACAAGGUAGCGGCGGUUAAUCUCAACGAUAGUAUCCCAUUGCAAUUACCCAAAAUAAAAAUCCCACCAAGUUACAACAACAAUCCAGCGCGUUUCAAUAAGACGCGUCCCAAACUUUAUUCUUCUCACAAAAAAGAUUCCGUGUCCUCCGAAAAAUACGACGAUAGUGCGGACUUUAGUAUGGAGGCUCGCGCAAAAUUGAAGAAGAAAAACUGGAAAAAUUGAAAAACCAAUGUAUCUUUAGGUACGACAAAAUUUAUUAAUAAAAUUGUAACAUAUAA